AUGUUACCAUUGACACUUCUUCGAACUUCUGUUUACCAUCCUAUGUUGGUGGAACUAAAAAAUGGUGAAACAUACAAUGGAAAUUUGAUGAGCUGUGACAAUUUUAUGAAUAUUCAUUUACGUGAUGUUAUCUGUACCUCACGAGAUGGUGAUCGGUUUUGGAAAAUUCCUGAAUGUUACAUACGUGGCAAUACUAUCAAAUAUCUUCGAUUACCUGAAGAUAUACUCGGACUUGUCAAAGAAGAUACCAAUGAGAAACCAUCACGCUCCGGUCCAAACUCACGCCGUCCAUUUCGUGGUCGUGGCGAUGGUGGACGUGGAGGACACGGUGGUCGACCUGGAGAUCAACGUAAAGGUGGUGGUGGCGGUGGUCGUGGUGGACAUCAAGGAUCACGUGGUGGCGGACGCGGCGGCCAACAAGGUGGACAAUUUCGUCAAGGACGAUAA
Messenger RNA from Rotaria socialis, 447 nucleotides. Lineage: Eukaryota; Metazoa; Rotifera; Eurotatoria; Philodinida; Philodinidae. The record is from the annotation of a GenBank genome assembly.